UUCUUCACCCUUCACACACCGCUGUUAUCGUAAGGUUUUACAGUCAGCUGAUUUAGAGUUGGACUUAGUCAUUGAACAACUGAUUCCUAGUAAACACUAAAUAGUAAAUAAACCAUGACUAAAUACGAGAACGUUGCUGUUCAUGGCUACGAGGAAUUUUGUAAAGCUGUGUCUGAAAGAAAAGGAAAAGAUAUAUUCGCUUACUUCUCUGGAGAUAAAGAUGACCAGGGCAAGAGCUGGUGUCCGGACUGUGUGGAAGCUGAGCCAGUGGUUAGAGGAGAGCUGUCUUAUCUGCCGGAGGGAUCUGUCUUCAUUUACUGCCAAGUAGGAGAUAGACCUUACUGGAAGAACCCAAAUAAUGACUUCAAGAAGAAUCUGAAGCUGACUGGAGUACCCACACUACUGCGCUACGGGACGCCCCAGAAGCUGGUUGAAGAGGAGUGUUUUAAGGCUGACCUGGUUCGAAUGUUGUUCACGGAGGAUUAAUGUCCUGUCACGUACUGCUGGAUGACAACAGCAUAUCAAACAUUUCCUUUGAAUGAUUUUUCUGCUAUUCAUUUUGUCAUUUGUAAUCUGUGCUUCUGCUCUGCAAUGUUCCGCAAAGCAAAUUGUGGCCUGGAGUUAUUCUGUGGUGACUGUAUAAGUCUGGAAAGCAUUCGUGCAAAUUAAACUCUGUAUACUAGACAUUUCAAGUUUACUAUCUAGAGAUUUUCAAAAAAGGGACCGACUACAAUUUUAAGGGAUAGUUCAGCCCAAAAAUGUAAAUCUUCAUCAUUUACUCACCGUCGAGUGGUUCCAAACCUGUAUGAAUUUCUUUGAGCUGAACACAAAAGAAUAUAUUUUGAAGAAUGUUGGUAAACAUUUGAUGGUAGCCAUUGACUUCCAUAGUAUAAAAAAAAUACUUUUGUAUUCAGCAGAAGAAUGAAACUCAUACAGGUUCGGAACAAGAGGAGAGUGAAUAAAUGAUGACACAAUAUUCAUUUUAAAAGAAUGAAAUCAAUUCAAAUUCAGUAAAAAUGUAUAAUGAAAACUGAUAUGGAAUUAUGGCUGUUGCCAUUUUAAUUGUUUGUUAAUAAUCAGAAUAAAAAAACAUCUGCAAGUGUUAUUUACAUUUUUCAAGGAGUUUUGCAUGUGUAACUGUUUGUCCUGUCCAAUAAAUAUGAUUAAUAAGCUA
Messenger RNA from Carassius gibelio (silver crucian carp), 1174 nucleotides. Its product is annotated as thioredoxin domain-containing protein 17. The coding region runs from base 115 to 486 and encodes 123 amino acids. The transcript has 4 exons. The record is from RefSeq and is a predicted model, not a curated record. Gene Ontology annotation, cellular component: cytosol. Gene Ontology annotation, molecular function: protein-disulfide reductase [NAD(P)H] activity. NCBI's taxonomy places the organism in Eukaryota, Metazoa, Chordata, Actinopteri, Cypriniformes, Cyprinidae.